AGGCUGUAUGGAUAACUGCUCUCGCCCCAUAUGUAGUUCUUAUAAUUUUGCUAGCAAGAGGAGUAUCACUUCCUGGCGCUGCUGAGGGGAUUAGAUAUUACUUAACGCCAGAAUGGCAGAAAUUAUAUAAUUCGAAGGUGUGGAUUGAUGCAGCUUCCCAAAUCUUCUUUUCCCUAGGUCCAGGAUUUGGAACCUUACUAGCUCUAUCGAGUUACAAUAAAUUCAAUAAUAAUUGCUAUAGGGACGCCAUUUUAACCAGUAGUAUCAAUUGUUUGACCAGUUUUUUGGCUGGUUUUGUGAUUUUCUCCGUUUUGGGUUAUAUGGCUCACGUGCAGCACAAAAGUAUCGAACAAGUAGGAUUAGAAGGGCCUGGACUAGUGUUCAUAGUUUAUCCAGAAGCGAUAGCCACAAUGAGUGGAUCAGUCUUUUGGUCAAUAAUAUUCUUUCUGAUGCUUAUUACCCUGGGUCUUGAUAGUACCUUCGGUGGCUUGGAAGCUAUGAUAACAGCUCUAUGUGACGAAUAUCCAAAAGCUCUUGGAAGACAUCGAGAAACGUUUGUUGCAUUCUUACUGUUUGGUAUUUACAUUUGUGCCUUGCCAACAACUACUUAUGGUGGAGUUUAUUUAGUUAAUAUGUUAAACGUGUAUGGUCCAGGUUUAGCAAUUCUCUUCGUUGUAUUCGUUGAAGCAGCGGGAGUCUGUUGGAUCUAUGGAACGGACAAUUUUGCUAGAGACAUCGAAAAAAUGAUAGGGCAUAAACCAGGAAUUUUCUGGAGGAUAUGUUGGAAGUACAUAAGUCCUGUUUUUAUUUUGAUAAUUUUUAUAUUUUCACUCGCCAGUCAUGCCGAUAUGUUGGGGACGGAAUAUCAUUAUCCAGAUUGGAGUUUGAAUGUUGGUUAUGCCCUUACAGCAUCUUCCAUUUUAUGCAUACCUGUCUAUAUUAUAUAUAAAUUUGCCAUUACACCAGGAAAUUUCCUACAGAGGUGGAAGAUGAUAUGGCAAGCUGAGCACUCAUCUGAAAAUAGUACUCUUACCUACUGUGGGGGUACCGAAGUGUGACCUGAAAAUCUUUCCAAUUCCUAUACCAUCGAAUGGUUAGUGUAAAUCUAGGAUUACUACUUGUAGAUAGUUUAUUUAUUGUAGGAAUUAUUCAUUUUUAAUAAAAUAAGGCAAGAUACCAGCCAUAUCUUGUCGAAUUUUAGGGUUUCAAAGGAAUCACGCAUAUUUAAAAUAGAACCAUUAUCAAAAUUUUAAUAUAAGAUGGAUUGAUUAAUUAAUAAAUAUUUAGGUAAAGUGAAUACAAGGAAAAAUACUGUCAAAUUAGAGAACAAUAUAACAGUAUUUACAUUUGUUGCUUUUACUUUUGUCUACCAGAUG
This is a messenger RNA of Psylliodes chrysocephalus, 1376 nucleotides long. The record is from the annotation of a GenBank genome assembly. NCBI's taxonomy places the organism in Eukaryota, Metazoa, Arthropoda, Insecta, Coleoptera, Chrysomelidae.